Molecule: messenger RNA, 1443 nt
Organism: Dipodomys spectabilis (banner-tailed kangaroo rat)
Lineage: Eukaryota; Metazoa; Chordata; Mammalia; Rodentia; Heteromyidae
Product: sperm motility kinase 2A-like
Exons: 1
Coding region: 1-1443 (480 amino acids)
Biological process (GO): intracellular signal transduction; protein phosphorylation
Cellular component (GO): cytoplasm
Molecular function (GO): ATP binding; protein serine/threonine kinase activity
Source: RefSeq, a predicted model, not a curated record
AUGUCAAAUUACAACAGCGACUACUUUAGCUCCUCUUCCUCCUCAGAGGAGGGAAUCACCUUCGUUGGACAGUACUACAUGAAGGAGAUCAUCGGCUAUGGCAGCUUUGGCUAUGUGAAGCUGGCCCAUCACCGACUCACAGACACCAUGGUGGCAGUGAAAUUUCUCCCAAAGAAAGAACUGGAGAGCCAUGACAUAGAAAACGAGGUGGACAUUGUUAAGAGUAUACAUCACCCACACAUCAUCCAGUUGUUCCAGGUGAUGGAGGAUGAAGACUGUGUGUACCUCGUUAUGGAGCUGGCCCCUCGGGGACACCUCAUGGGAUGGAUUGUCAAAUCCUCCUGCCACCACCUAGUCGAGUAUGAAGCCAGGAGGCUGUUCAAACAGAUAGUGAGUGCUGUGCACUACCUUCACAAGAACAGAAUCGUACACCGAGACCUGAAGCCCAACAAUGUCCUGUUGGAUGCCAAUCGCAAUGCCAAGAUCAGUGAUUUUGGACUGAGCAUCAGGCUGACCCCUGGGCAGAUGUUAAAGAGGGUUUGUGGAGCCUUGAUAUUCCGACCACCUGAAAUGUUCCUGCACAAAAUGUAUGAUGGAUACAAGGUAGACAUUUGGAUCUUAGGCGUGCUUUUGUAUGUGAUGACAACAGGAAAGUUCCCGUUCGAGGGGAAGAAAUUUGCCGACAUACGGGCACAGGUCCUAGAGGCCAACUAUACUGCUCCCCUUUACUUGUCUGCAAAGGGACAUGAUCUACUUUCCCAACUGCUGAUUGUGGACACCAAUCAGAGGCCCAAUAUUGAGGAAGUAAUGGAACACCCAUGGCUGGCUCUAGAUGUGGGAUUUGACCUGGUUCCUGAUGAGCCACUGCCCAGCAAGCUGGACCCCAUUAUUGUCACAGUCAUGCGCGACAUGGGGUACAGCAUAGCUGACACUGAGAAGGCAAUCCAGGACAGAGCAUUCAAUGAAGCCAUGGGCACCUACCUGGUCAUCCAAGAAAAUUUAAGAGAGAGUGCCAGAAGUGUAGAAUUGAAAACGAUGCCAUUGGUGAUCCCACCAUGCACAACUCCUGUGGAAAAUUACACCAGCCUUCUCCCUAUACGAAGGAGAGCCAGCUUACCCACACUACGUAACGCCUUCAGUUUGUCCUCCGAAUUCCAGUUGCAUGGUGAUGAUAAGCAGUCACCUCUGAAGAGAGACCGAAGUGCCAGUCUGCCUGUCCUUCCCUUCUGCUCCAGAUCCAGCUUAAUCUGGGGCCAGGAUUCUUUUCACUGGCUGAACAGAAUAGAGCGUUCACACUCAGUGGAAAAUACCCUUCCCUCUGGGCAGCCUCACGGGGAAGCCAUAGGCUCCAGCUGGGAUAAUAGACAGGGCUGGCGGAGGAUGGCAAACAGGAUAGUCAUCAUUUUUCGCAGACUCUGCUGCUGUGUGAGGGUCCCAAAGUAA